Seriola dumerili (greater amberjack) is the source of this 1880-nucleotide messenger RNA. It is a transcript of the gene znf488, whose product is annotated as PR domain zinc finger protein 8-like. The transcript has 4 exons. The coding region runs from base 83 to 1606 and encodes 507 amino acids. Gene Ontology annotation, molecular function: protein binding. The record is from RefSeq and is a predicted model, not a curated record. NCBI's taxonomy places the organism in Eukaryota, Metazoa, Chordata, Actinopteri, Carangiformes, Carangidae. Gene Ontology annotation, biological process: regulation of DNA-templated transcription. Gene Ontology annotation, cellular component: nucleus.
CAGAAACGUAAUUGUGUGGAUGUAGCCUCGAGGAGUUGAGCUCCAAACUCGGCGACUAGAAGACCUACAAGUACGUCUAACGAUGGAUCACACUUUCCUGCCUCGGUCCAUCUGGACCGGUGACAGUAAAUUCCUCCAGCAUCCAGCGGAUCUCUACAGCAGUGUCAUAGUUACGCGCAGCAUCCCUGCAGGCACGUGCUUUGGUCCAUGUGUGCUCCAAAACACUUUCUAUGACACCAUCGCCUUCAUAGCGCAGAAGUCCUGCGACAAGAGAGCUAAACCCUAUGUGUUCAGGGUGGACCCUGAGGCCAUGCGCAAUUCUGCGCUGGUGCUGUCCUGGCUGCGGCUCGUACAGGCUGCGCGCAAUGGAGAGGAGCAGAACACAGAGGCCUUUCUGAAAGCGGGUCAGCUGUAUGUGCGGACCACCCGGGACAUCCGACAGGAGGAAGAGCUGCUGGUGUGGUACGACCAGGAGCUGUCUCACCUACUGGGCUUCACAGACAUGACCAGAGGAUCAAGUGAAGAAUUCAAAUGUGGCAGAUGUAACCAGGUCUUCAAGAACGAGUAUCCUUUCUUGGCCCACUGCCGGUUCCUGUGCACUCAAGUGAAGAGUGACCCCUGGAGCCGCGAAGUUUACGGGCACAAGCACGUGGAAAUGAAGAGGCAACACCGAGUGACAGAUUUCCACAACAUCGCCAGAGAUCUGGAACACAAAAAACCCAGCAGCAACGAGGACGCAGAGAUUUCUCCCAAGAGAAGGAAAUACGAGGAAACUCUUUAUCCCAAAGGCCGAAAAACAGUUCUGUUAGAAAAAACAAACAUUUCCAAUGAUGAUAAUAUUACACAGCUGAUUAAAGGUUACGAGCAGACAGCAGGGGACGCAUCUUCCUCUGCGGGGAAACUGAAAGCAGAUAAGAUCAUUAAACCGGAUCAUUUGGGAUGUAAGGAUGGUGCUUUUGUCGAAGUGAGGGGAGCCAAAGAGACUUUUACGCACGACAGAGAGAGAACAGGAGAGAGCUCUGGCGUGCACUCCAGUAGCAGCAGCGCAUUUUCCCUGGUUCUGUCCAACAGUCAGGGCGAGCAGAAAAGCGCUUUCUGUAAACCGAGUAAAAGAACUUCCCCCGCUGACCCCCAGGCGCAUCUCAGCAGCGCUACAACAGCCCCCUCUAGCCGCCUAGAGGAGAUGACUGAUGCUUUUACCUCCAGGACCGUUAUGGGAUACAACAACCUGAUAGCACCCAGCAUCCUGAGCGGUGACUUACAAACGGUGCCCUCCCCGGUUGCGUUAAACAGCGCUUUCCAUUACGCACCGGAGCACUGGUCCAGGAACAUUGGCGCCCAGUUGCAGACCACGUCCUCUCUCACGAUCCUCCCGCCGACUUACACCUCGUUCGGCGUCUCGGUGCAGAACUGGUGCGCCAAAUGCAACCUGUCCUUCCGCAUGACCUCCGACCUCGUCUUCCACAUGCGCUCUCACCACAAGAAGGAGUUCGCGGCGGAGUCCCAGGUGAGGAGGAGGAGGGAGGAGAAACUCACCUGCCCGAUCUGCCACGAAUACUUCCGAGAGCGGCACCACCUGUCGAGACACAUGACUUCUCACAACUGAGACGAGAAGGGACAAACAAAAAACACAAACAAACUCUAGGUCUAUUUAUUUCCUAAAUGAUGCUCGUAUUUAACAUGUUUAUACUCCAGAUUAGGUGUAUAACAGCGAAUGUAGGUACAUGUAAAGAAAAUAGCAAGACGGACAGGCAUGGCCACCACAGCCUGUCCACUAGAUGACGAUAGAGGUUCGCGCGAAGCUGAUCUCACUGCAGUUUGUUGUCUGUCCUUUUAGCCCUGUUUGUUAGGUUGAUGAUUAUUUUGUGCCUUAUGGAACU